AUGUCGCCAGAUCCUCGCCCCCUCCCACGCGCCCUCCUCCUCUUCGGCGCCGGCCCCGGCAUUGGAGCCCACGUCGCCACCACGCUCGCCGCCCACGGAUCCAUAGCGCACGUCAUCCUCAUCGGUCGCAACACUGACCGCAUCUCCGCCUCUGAUGCCACCCUCGUACGCACCGCCGCGCCCACCGUCAAAGUCGACGUCCUCCGCGCCGACCUGGACGAUCUGGACGCCAUCCCCGGGGUUCUGGCCGAGAUAGACGCGCUCACGGCCACCGAGGACGUGGAAGUUGUGUACUACAACGCUGCGCGCAUCGCGCCCUCGGCACUGGAGUCCAGUGUCGACGUGCUCGCUGCUGAUCUCCGGCUCAACGUCCUGGCCCUCCACAUCGUCGCCCAGCACUACCUCCCGCGCAUGCAGACCUUGGCCGCCGCCCACUCUACCGCUAAACCCGCCCUGCUGGUCACUUCCUCGCACCUCCCGAAUGAGCCGAUACCGCAGCUGCUUUCGCUGUCGGUGGCCAAGGGCGCGCAGCGCACCCAUGUGCUCGCGAUGAACCAGGCGAUGCGCCCGCACCGGGUGCACUGCGGGCUGGUCGAAGUGCAUGGCAUUGUGGCACCGGAUGCGCCGGUACUGAACCCAGCGAAUGUCGCGCGUGAGGUGUGUACAUUUUGGCAGAAGGCCGAGGGCGCGCAGAUUGUGUUGAAGGAGUUGGGGGAGUGAGUCCCGAUGGGGUAGAUUUGCUGCAGGGGGAAGACACGGCAGUGGUGGCUGGCUUGUGUGUAGUUAUCUGGCACGCUGUGUAGGCUGACUAUGGGCCUUGCCCCGGGUGGCCCCUGCUAUAGGAGCAGUGAGACCAGAUCACUAUAGCCACUUAGAGAAGCCAGGUCACGGUAUGAACGUACAUAUCACCAUCCAUAUAAAGCCAGCGUUGAC
Messenger RNA from Boeremia exigua, 933 nucleotides. RefSeq lists its product as uncharacterized. The coding region runs from base 1 to 720 and encodes 239 amino acids. Lineage: Eukaryota; Fungi; Ascomycota; Dothideomycetes; Pleosporales; Didymellaceae. The transcript is spliced from 2 exons. The record is from RefSeq and is a predicted model, not a curated record.